This is a messenger RNA of Phycomyces blakesleeanus NRRL 1555(-), 447 nucleotides long. RefSeq lists its product as hypothetical. The record is from RefSeq and is a predicted model, not a curated record. NCBI's taxonomy places the organism in Eukaryota, Fungi, Mucoromycota, Mucoromycetes, Mucorales, Phycomycetaceae. The transcript is spliced from 3 exons. Bases 1 to 447 code for a protein of 148 amino acids.
AUGUUUGGUUUCAUGGCUGUAUUCGAUGCCAUCUUCACAAAUUUGUUUGAUUCUUUGCAUGUACAUCCCGUAAGAUGUUUUGUCAAUUGUCCUUUUGAACGGCUAUUAGUUUAUGUUGCAAAUAGUCUCGACAUCGGCAACCUUGUACGUAACAUUGGGAGUACCCAUCAAAUCAUGGCUUAUACAAUCAACAACCGAUUGCUUCUUCGUGGACAUACGGCUAAUCCUGUCGCCUCCUACCCACUAGAUCAUUCCUGCUACCGUGCUGUCGACUGCGUGUCUGUUAGUAUAAUGCUUGCUCGUCAUGCACCCAAAUGGAAUGCACAGUCAGCAAGAGACCUCCUUCUUGGUAAUUCCCUGAAGCGUUCAGAUACGUCUGAUCUGCUAGUUCUACUGGUAGAUGUCACUACGCAUGCAAUUUGGGGUGCUCACUGGAACUUUCUUUGA